Brienomyrus brachyistius is the source of this 2493-nucleotide messenger RNA. It is a transcript of the gene c17h19orf47, whose product is annotated as chromosome 17 C19orf47 homolog. Bases 69 to 1397 code for a protein of 442 amino acids. The record is from RefSeq and is a predicted model, not a curated record. The transcript has 8 exons. Gene Ontology annotation, cellular component: nucleus. Lineage: Eukaryota; Metazoa; Chordata; Actinopteri; Osteoglossiformes; Mormyridae.
ACAACACUUUUUGGGGGCAUAGUGGCAUGUAUAACAAGCAAGACACAACCGCUUGUUUAUGAUGAUUUAUGGAAAAUAAAAUAUGUUUUCGCCCUGCAGAUUCUUUUAGUUACAAAGGUCACCUUUUGAAAUCCACUUCUGAGUGGAUCCAGUUCUUCAAGGAUGCUGGGAUUCCUCCCGGUCUGGCUGUGAACUACGCCCUGUCGUUUGUGGAUAACAGGAUCCAGAAGACCAUGCUUAUGGAUCUCAGUAAGGAGAUCAUGAUGGACUUGGGCAUCACUGUCAUCGGUGACAUCAUCGCCAUCCUCAAGCACGCGAAGCAAGUGUACAGACAGGACAUGUGUAAGAUGGCCACAGAGGCCAUAACGUCGGGACAGACUAGCGUUCAAGCCGAAUUGAGGAGAACUGCCAACACACAUGCUCACGCCUUGUUCGUUGAUCACCCCCGCCCCCCACCAGCCGCCACACGAAUGAUCGCCAACGCAUUGAGCAGAGAGUCCCCCCCAAGCACUCCGGUCCGUCGCCCCGACAACUGCCUCUCCGUAACAGUGUCAAACAAGCAGGCGGCCAAGAGCAGCAAAGCAGUGUUGAGCCGGACGGAGGAUGAGGGCAGCGGCGUCCCAGUGAAGCGGAGGCGAGUGACGGCAGAAAUCGAGGGGAAGUACAUCAUCAACAUGCCCAAGGGGACGACGGCGCGGACCCGCCGCAUCCUGGAGCAGCAGGCCAAGAGAGAGAAGGCAUUGAAACGUACCUCGGUGUUUGAGCGGCUCGGAGCCGAGACCAAAGCGGACACUACCACCGGGAGCAAGCCGACGGGAGUCUUCAGCCGGUUGGGCGAAGGUGACGCAGAGGAGGAUGAGGAGACGACGGCAGCGAAGGUGGUGAAAGGGGAGGAGGCGGAGAGCGACGAGGAGGGCUCCGUGUUGCAGUAUGCCGGCGUCCUUAAGCGGCCACCGGCCUCGCAAAAAAAAGGCCCCGCCCCCUCAAGCCAACUGCCCCGCAGGCUGCUCGGCAAGAAGGUCCCCAUCACUCUGCGCCGGCUGGGCAAAAAUCAAACCAAAUCAAAGCCGCCCGCCACCCCAUUCGCCCCCACUCCCCCCGCCCCCUCUACCGCUCGCGCCCCUGCCCUCAAACGCAGCAUCCUGAAGAGACUCGGCAAAGUGCCCCCAUCGCACGGCUCCGCCGACGCCGUGGGUGCCCCCCCGCCCGCCCCCCCGCAGCCCUCGGACACGCAGGACAGUCGCAUCACCAGCACCAGAAGCAAGGGCGGCUUGGCCUUCAUGCUGGCCAGCUCUAAGGUGAGCAGCAGCACUGGGGCGCUGGACUGCCAGGGGGCCCAGAUGGACCACGCUGGGACGGUCAGCGUCUUUAAGAGGCUGGGCAUCAAGAGGACCUGAAACAGGCCUGACCGAUGGCGUAGGGCGUCCUUUUUAUCCCCUAAACUCCUUACAGUCUCGGUACAUUAUUCUGAUUAAAGAGAAACAGCCAUAGCAGUGAUGCUCGAGGCGUCCCGACACUCCGGCGAUGAAGCGGCACGGGAUCCAGGCCGGCUUCAUUCCAUCUGGGUCCUGCAGGAACGAUCUUUGCCUUUUUAAUUACCUCAUUUCCUGUCCCUUUAUUUUUGGCUAUUUCGUUUUUCAUCGAUUUUUAAAUAUUCUUUUUUUUACACCUAAACCAUUGCCUUAUUCAUGGCAGUUGUUUUUUUUAAAGAAUAUUUAGGGCAUGGUGGAGACAAUGCUGGAAUCUCAUGGUUCCGCACAGUUUCGCAAAUGUAGGCGAUUUCAGCCUAAUCGGGUUUAUUCAUAAACAUCGUAUUAACCCACGUGAAGCGAAAUAGUUGCGACAGUAACGUAAGAGUGGCAGGCAGGACAGUUCUCCACGGGUGGGGGGGGGGGGAGGGGGGUUUGCCAGCUAACGGGUUGGCAUCAGCGGUGCUGCUUCAUGCCCUUGGCUGCUCCCUUUUGACAGGCGAAUUAUCGGGCAGCUAUUUUUUAUUUUAUUUUAUUACCUUCAUCUUCUCUGCAGCUGAACAGUGUUCUUCCCCAGUUGCCAGAUGGCCGUUUGUUCAGUGGGGAAUUUAACCCAUAUGUAGUGUUAAUCACCCAGAGAACACCAGGCAAAUUGGUCGAGUGAUGAAUCCUGUCCGCCUGUCCACUCGGUUUCGUGACGUCACACGAGCGGCGUGGAUGUGUGUGUUUUUUGUUCCCCUUUGUUGCCAACUUAACCAGCAUCAGCUUAGAGUCGAAAGAGCUUCAGAUUCAUCAAUACACUUCCUGAGGUGGCUGUAGAUUUUGCGCGAUUUAAGCCAAUUUUUCUAUGCGUGUUAUAACAUGCAUAGUACCUUAAUUAGGCCUAUGUAAAGUAAUUAGCCAUACAUUUUAUUUUGAUGUGACACUGUAACUGUGUAAUUUUUUAAUAUGUAAUGGAACUGGUUAGUAGUUUCUUUGUCAUGCCGAAAUGCUCCUGAGAUGAUAAAAAAAAGGUUCAAAAUCA